Drosophila sechellia is the source of this 4738-nucleotide messenger RNA. RefSeq names its product defective proboscis extension response 12 (gene dpr12). The record is from RefSeq and is a predicted model, not a curated record. Gene Ontology annotation, cellular component: neuron projection membrane. NCBI's taxonomy places the organism in Eukaryota, Metazoa, Arthropoda, Insecta, Diptera, Drosophilidae. Gene Ontology annotation, biological process: synapse organization. Bases 1517 to 2494 code for a protein of 325 amino acids. The transcript is spliced from 10 exons.
UUGCUCGUCGAAAGCUGUGCAUGCUGCGGAAGCGACGGCAUCGCUCGUUGCCCCAUUAGCAACAACAACACAUCGAGCAUUGACACACCAUUCAACACAGCAACACAGCAACAACAAGGCCGCACUGCGUGCGGGACUGAGGCUGAGGUUGGAUUUGAAGUUGGGGGUUUUCCGGCGGCAAAAGUGCGUUUGAAAUUACCAAAGUUGUCCCAAUUAAAGGGUGCAGCGCGACUAACAAGUUCAAGUUGGGUGUUUCGCCGUGCGAGCGACGCGUUAUCCUUGCGAACUCCUUUGUGCUCGCGGAAACUGGUGCGUGGCGGGCGUAAAAUUCGCCAGUGACUCCGCGUUAAGUCAACUGCUCCUGCGAACUACUGCGAGUGCGAAGGCAGGUUGCAGCCAACGGUGGCAAAAAGUAAACGCGGAAACGUAAACCGAAACCGAAACGCCAGAGCCGCCAGAGGUAUUGAGAAUCCGGGAAAUCGAGAACAGGCAUCGGUAGUGACAACUGUGAAAUGUGCGGCAGCAUUGUCGUUUUGCCACCACUUUGACCCAAAUCGCAUUGCAUUCGCGUUGUGCCGGAGUGCGGGCUCUGCGGACGCCUAAUGGCCUAGUGCAUGAUCGAUAAGCACCAAUCGAAGCUCGCGAGUGCCCCACAGCUAGACAUACAAAUACGAGAUCCUCCAGCAACUGGAAUCCUCCAAAGCAUCCGUUCCGGGCUCAGCCGCACCUGGUAGCGAUAGUAGUGAGGACGCAUUCCCUGGCUGCUAACAACGGACGGAGGAAGGACCCUCGGAGGACAUCACGUUGAAAACGAUUCAUCAUCGGCACUACGCUUCCGACAUUGUUCUUCGCAGGAGGCGGCAAGGAGGCAGAACAUCCACUAGAGCAAAUUGAAUGUAAUUUCAUAAAAAGGCGAGUGUUAAUUUUUUGCCAGCCACACAAUACAAGAUAGAUACAGCCAGUGUUACACGGACCCCGACGUGGCUUAAUGUGCUAACACGCAGUGACAUGAAAAAUGAUGAAGACCGUGCUGCUUGUUUCCGCACCGACUGAAUAGAGAGGGAAGCCUCGAAGAAAGGAGCUGCAAAUUUGUGAGGAGAGCGAGCGGCGGAUAGCGCAUUGUGACUCGCAGGACAACAACGCAUUGACAGCCGACGGAGACACGGAGCUGGCAAAAAAGGCUGAGCUGCACAUCGCUAUCGGACCAACAUCAUUUAUCAGCGACGCAUCGCAUCCCAUCGCAUCAACUAGCAGCAGCAGCAGUAGCAGCAGCAGGAGCAACCCGGCGAGGCAUAUGUGCGCCGGAGAUGCCGGCAUUGUGUGGUUGCCGUAGCUGAAAGGAUUCAGCGCGUUCAUUCAAAAAGCCAUUAACCCUAAUAAGCAGCCACAAAAGCCAGUCAGACAAUACGAUCCGCCCGCCCAUCGAUGUGCCAGGACAAAGGGCGCGGACAGUAGGCCGUCAUCGGAGGAGAGGAACAACAGGGAAAUCACGGGCCUGGCGAGCAAGGGAGCAAGGAUGCCAAUGGUGCCGCCACGGCUGCUGCUGCGUCUGCGGCGGCCCCUGCACCUGAUGGAACUGCGCAUCCUGCUGCUCUGCCUGCCGACGCUGCUCCUGGCCACCACCCUCGAGCCAGAUCAAAAGUCAAUACUCACAGAUAACGAUUGGAAGAAGCUAUGGAUGCGCGGCGGUAUAAAUGGCGACUCAAAAUUGGAUAAUAAUCUCGACUCGAGCGACAGUCCAAUGUUUGAAGACAGUGAGAUGGCGCACAACACCACAGUCCAGCUGGGCGGCACCGCCUUCCUGGUCUGCAAGGUCUCCGGUGUGGACAGAGUGGGUGUAAAUUGGAACCAAAUAUCUUGGAUCCGCCGCCGGGACUGGCACAUCCUGUCGUCGGGGGCCCAGCUCUACACCAACGACGAGCGAUUCGCCAUACUGCACACGCCCGGCUCCAACAUGUGGACGCUGCAGAUAAAGUUUGUGCAGCGCCGGGAUCACGGCAUGUACGAGUGCCAGGUCUCGACACCGACUGGCAUCAUUUCCCACUUUGUGAAUCUUCAAGUGGUUGUUCCAGAGGCAUUCAUCCUGGGCUCCGGCGAGCUGCAUGUCGACAUGGGCUCAACAAUCAAUUUAGUUUGCAUUAUUGAAAAGAGUCCUACACCACCGCAGUACGUGUACUGGCAAAAGAACGAUCGCCUGAUCAACUACGUCGACUCCCGGCGCGACAUAACCAUUGAGACGACCCCGGGACCCCGCACUCAGAGCCGUCUUAUCAUCCGGGAACCGCAGGUCACGGACUCCGGCAACUACACCUGCUCGGCCAGCAACACGGAGCCGGCGAGCAUCUACGUCUUCGUUUCGAAAGGCGACAAUAUGGCGGCAAUCUCGCGGCGGAAGACCUCCUCGGCCGAUCGCCUGACGCACAUAUUUAGGUCGAUGCUGGCGCCCUGUCUCCUGCUGAACACGGUUGUUGUGAGACAUAUCUUCCUGACCUAAGCGGACCAACCUGCUGGCUGGCGAGGCGAACGGAAGGACGGAAGGACGGCGGCGAGGAAAUCCUAUUUAAGCUAUUUCAGUGUAAGAACUACGGCAGCCGAAACAGAGUUAAUAACUGAAUAUCCCCAGUCUAGGAUAAUUGCUAAGCUAAGCUCAGUAAGAGAUGCGCACUCAAGUGUAAAAAUCAUGUUAAACCAAUCGUUGCUGUGUACUCGACAGUUAGUUACCCAUGCAUCCACGCCGGCUUGGAUGAAAAUUGGUUAUGUUAAUAACCUUCUUCCCAUUGAUUUUGUACAGUAUGUUUAAGGACUUCAAAGUAUGUGAGUUUCUUUUUGCGAGUUGCCGCUCGGUUAGAUUUCCACGGACUCCUCAUUUACCGCCAUCGAUGUUAUGUUAUGUAUAUGUGUAGUGCAAUUUCACCGAGUGAUUUCGGUGAGCAGCUGAAAGCUUAAACUUAUUUUACUUACUGCCUUUGUUCGGCCAAGAUCAAUGCUUUGCGACCCAAAAAUGUUUACUGCGAGCGGAAAUUGCAUAAGUAGCCAAUUUAAGUCCAUUUAAUGAGGUACAUAUAUACACAAAUAUGAACAAAAUGGCAUUAAAGCGAUAUUAUAACUGUUACUAAUGGCUAAUUGAAAACUAAACAAAAAGCAGCGGGCACGUCCAGCCCAAAAGCCAAAAGGGGGCAUCAUCCAGAACGUUAACGAGCAUAAAAACGAGAGCAUCAACCCUUAUUAAUUAAUUAUGUUAUUAAGUUUGUAUAUACAUUUUAUUGCAAAUGGCACACCACUCACACGCACUCACAAGGGCUGGAAAAUUUAUUCAAAUUGUGUAAAUAAAAAGGAAAUCAUGCAGCUCCAACCACAAGGCACACAGCUGACUGAAAAUGUGCAAUAUACCCACAUUACCCUUACUGCCCAUGCAACCCUGGGCCCGUGGACGGAAAGGGGAUGGCGAGCUGGGCGGACAUGAGGUACGAGAGUAUGCGAACACUUUAUGGGCUUCGAAACUGUCAAAAUCAAGCUGUAAUUAAUUGCAAAAGCACACAGGAGAGAGUCGAGCGGGUCGGGGCAAACCCUAGCCAUAGUGUCGAACAAUGGAUAGUGUACAUUCAUCAGUCUGCCAAAUCGGAAAAUUGAAAAUAAUUACUUUACAAGCAGAUAUCUAGCAUGGUAAUAUAAUUAAAUUCUCCACAUCGUACGCGACCUCUGACCUGGCACUGGCCGGGCACAAAGUGCCGCAGUAUCCAGCGUUUGGGGUAUUCCAGUCUUUGCUUGGUGCUUGGUGCCGCCGAGCUGAGACACCUCAAUCAUGAAACCAAAAUCUACGUAACGAAUUAUGUACAACUCUCGACUGUUCAAUAAACUUAGGCUGGCUCCAAAUCGGCUGCAGGCUGCACCACUUACAUAGAUUACAAUACGAGUAUAGAGGAUCCGCUGCAGUUCAAAUUGAUGUGCUGGCAACCCUGGCCGGCCUAGUAACUGUCAUUCGUUCAGUGUCGUCGGUACGUAAUUUACAAACAAACAAAGAAAGAAAGGAACAAGCAAACAAACAAAGAAACAAACACACACAACAAAGAAACAGACGAACAAACUGUAAGGGAUACCAUUUGAAGUUUGAAUAGAUUCAUUAGAGCGAACCCACAGCAAACCUAAAAUCGUAGCUUAAUCAUUAAUAAACUAUUGAUAAACAAAACUACUAAGCGAUUCCACACCCUCCUUGAUGUGUCUGUAUGUGUAUGCGUAUGUAUGCCCAAAGCCCGUUGGACAAUUUAAAGGUUAAAGUUAUUCGAUUCCAUUGAAAUAAAAUGAAUUAAACGAAGCAUUUAGUUGACUUUUACUGUUAAGCAUUUCCACUGUAAAUAUUUUGUACUUACAUAUGUAUUGUAUAUCGAAUGACCAGCUAUGGCCCUUCGUUAAUUAAUGAAAAUCACAAGCGAAAACAAAGAAAAAUGGAGAUAGGCUAUUGUACUCUUGGUGUGGAAACAGCAAAACUAAACCGAAAACCCAUAUAGGAUCAUUCAAUUGUUUUCAAUGUAAGUGCUCGAGCAAAUAACUGUAAAAUUUCAACUUGCAACCAUUUGACGAAUAUGAAUUUAAUAAUAGUACAGAUAUGAACAAAUCCAAAUAAAUAAAUCCAGGGCCACAAACACAAAGAAAGUUGCCGACAAAAAUAACAAAGCAGCACUGCGUGGCUAACAAUACGAAUGCAUUGAAAUAAAUCAAGUGAUUAUCAUUGAAAAAUAAA